This is a messenger RNA of Vitis riparia (riverbank grape), 2204 nucleotides long. Its product is annotated as disease resistance protein RUN1-like. Gene Ontology annotation, biological process: defense response; signal transduction. The transcript has 4 exons. NCBI's taxonomy places the organism in Eukaryota, Viridiplantae, Streptophyta, Magnoliopsida, Vitales, Vitaceae. Bases 89 to 2110 code for a protein of 673 amino acids. Gene Ontology annotation, molecular function: ADP binding; ATP hydrolysis activity. The record is from RefSeq and is a predicted model, not a curated record.
CACCAACAUCCAUACUUCUAUAAGGCUAAGGGAAUCAACCCACUAAAUACCCAAAGACCCUUAUUUUUCUUUCAAUUUCUGUUCAACCAUGGCCUCUUCUUCUUCCACUUCUCAUUCUCAAUGGAGUUACGAUGUGUUUUUGAGUUUUAGAGGUGAAGAUACUCGCAGAAACUUCACUGAUCAUCUCUACAAGGCUUUGAUUCAUAGCGGUAUUAGAACCUUUAGAGAUGAUGAAGAACUUCGAAGGGGUGAAGAGAUUGCACCAGAGCUCUUAAAAGCUAUUGAGGAAUCAAGGAGUGCCAUUGUUGUCUUCUCAGAAACCUAUGCUCGUUCCAAAUGGUGUCUGGAAGAGCUUGUCAAGAUCAUGAAAUGCAAAGAGGAAAGGGAAAAAAUGGUAGUUAUCCCAAUUUUCUAUCAUGUGGAUCCGUCUGAAGUGCGGAACCAAACUGAGAUUUACGGAGAAGCAUUUACCCAUCAUGAGAAGAAUGCAGAUGAGGAGAGAAAGGAAAAGAUAAGGAAAUGGAAGGCUGCCCUGAGGCAAGCAAGUACUCUAGCCGGAUAUGAUGCGAAGAACAGGUACGAAUCAGAGCUUAUUGAUGAAAUUAUUGAGAAAGUCCCUAGAAGCUUCCCUAAGAUUUUAGAUGUUAACGAGAACAUUAUUGGAAUGGAUUUUCGUUUGGAAAGACUAAUAUCAAUGUUAAAGAUUGAGUUGAAUGAUGUUCGCAUGGUCGGGGUUUAUGGGCUUGGUGGUAUCGGCAAGACCACCAUCAUCAAUGCUCUUUAUAACCAAAUCUCAAAUCAAUUCGAAAGUGUUAGUUUGCUCACAGAUGUCAGAAAAGAAUCCACAGGAAAUUCUGGUCUUCUUAAGUUACAACAACAACUUCUUGAUGAUACUCUAAGGACAUCGAGGAAAAUAGUUUUAAGGAAUGUUCAUGAAGGUAUCAAAGAAAUAAGGGACAAGCUUUCCUCAAAAAAGGUUCUUGUUUUUCUGGAUGAUGUAGAUGAGCUGACACAAUUAGAACACUUGAUUGGAAAGCAUAAUUGGUUUGGUCCAGGAAGUAGAAUCAUCAUUACUACUAGGAAAAAAGAUUUGCUAACUAGGCAUGAAGUGAAUGAUAUGUAUGAAGUUGAGAAAUUAAAUUUUCACGAAGCUCUUCAACUUUUUUGUCGUUAUGCCUUUAAACAACAUCAUCCGAAGGAAGGUUAUGCAGAUCUCUCUCAUCAAGUAGUACGAUAUGCUGAUGGUCUUCCAUUAGCACUUAAAGUUUUGGGUUCUCUAUUAUUUGGAAAGAAACGACCAGAGUGGAAAAGCGAAUUGCGGAAGCUGGAAAAAAUGCCUAACAUGGAAAUUGUAAAAGUGCUUAAAAUAAGUUUUGAUGGAUUGGAUUAUACACAAAGGAUGAUAUUUCUCGACAUUGCAUGUUUCUUUAGAGGAAGUGAUGUGAAAAGAGUUUCAAGAGUAUUGGAUGCUUCCGAAUUCAAUGCAGAAAGUGGAAUAAAUGCUCUCGUUGAUAGGUGUUUCAUAACCAUUUCAAAGGACAACAGAAUAUAUAUGCAUGAUUUGUUAGCCCAAAUGGGCAAGGGCAUUGUUGAUCAAGAAUGUCCUAAUGAGCCAGGAGAGAGGAGCAGAUUAUGGAGACAUACAGAUAUUUAUCGAGUAUUAAAAAGAAAUACGGGGACUGAAAAAAUCGAAGGGAUAUUCCUUCAUGUGGACAGAUCAGAACAGAUACAGUUUCCAUCCAAAGCUUUCGAAAGGAUGCAUAGACUUAGAUUGCUUUCCAUCUCCCACAAUCACAUACAACUCUCUGAAGAUUUUGUAUUUCCGUAUGACUUGACAGUCCUUGAAUGGGAUGGAUAUUCUUUAGAAUCUCUACCAUCAAACUUUCAUGCAGACAAUCUUGUUUUCCUCAAUUUGAGCAAUAGUAACAUAAAACUACUUUGGGAAGGAAACAUGUGUCUUAGAAAUUUAAGGUACAUCAAUCUCAGAGAUUCACAACAGCUCAGUGAAUUGCCAAAUUUCUCAAACGUGCCAAAUUUGGAGGAACUAAUUCUUUCAGGUUGUAUAAAUUUACUUAAGGUUCACACACAUAUAAGAGUGUUAUUAAACUAACUUUUUUUUUCCUUGAAUUUUAUAGGGUGUGUAAGCCUUGAGAGUCUUCCUGGGGACAUUCAUCAGUUGAAACACCUUUUAACUCUUCAUUGCG